Messenger RNA from Larimichthys crocea (large yellow croaker), 396 nucleotides. Its product is annotated as myosin-7. Gene Ontology annotation, biological process: actomyosin structure organization. Lineage: Eukaryota; Metazoa; Chordata; Actinopteri; Sciaenidae. The record is from RefSeq and is a predicted model, not a curated record. The annotation marks the transcript as partial. The transcript is spliced from 3 exons. Gene Ontology annotation, cellular component: cytoplasm; myosin complex; cytoskeleton.
GCUCUGGAGCAAACUGAGAGAAGCCGCAAACUUGCUGAGCAAGAGUUGCUGGAUGUUAGUGAGAGGGUGCAGCUACUGCACUCACAGAACACUAGCCUGAUAAACCAAAAGAAGAAGCUGGAAGCUGAUACAUCCCAGCUUCAGACUGAAGUGGAGGAAGCAGUGCAGGAAUGCAGAAAUGCAGAGGAUAAGGCUAAGAAGGCCAUUACUGAUGCUGCUAUGAUGGCAGAGGAGCUAAAGAAAGAGCAGGACACCAGCGCUCACCUGGAGCGUAUGAAGAAGAACAUGGAGCAAACCAUCAAAGACCUCCAGCACCGUCUGGAUGAAGCUGAACAGAUCGCCAUGAAGGGAGGCAAGAAGCAGAUUCAGAAGCUUGAAGCCAGGAUCAGAGAACUC